UUCGCCAUUUCAGAUUCGGGGGAUCCGUAACUCCCGCUGAACAAGUAGGUCAACCGAGCGGAGGUGCCAGGCUCCGGCCUUUUCUUCACCGAAAACAGUCUACCCCGCUUCCUCAGCGUCAAACUGCUCGGUCACUGUGCUCCGAUGCGUUUUAUGUGGUUGGUGCGAAUGAGCUUUUCCAGCGUGGGCCCGGGCUGAAGCGUCAAGUCUGCCAGUUGUCGGAUUUUCCUGCUAACAGCUAGUGAGCUAGCUGUGUGUAAACAACAAGGAUGAAGCGGAUGAAAGGAGCUGAGGAGGGCAGCAACAGCUCCUCUAGCAAAAGCCCGCCAGAGGCUUGCAAGAAGGUUCGGAAGCAGAUGAGCGAGGAGUCGGAGGCAGUAGUGGCCGGUGAGUCACGAGACUGUGACUGGGCACGGCUGCCUCAGGAGCUCCUGCUCCACAUCUUCCAGUACCUUCCGCUGCUGGACCGGGCUUAUGCCUCUCAAGUGUGCCGCCGGUGGAACCAGGCUUUUCACAUGCCCGAGCUGUGGAGAUGCUUCGAGUUUGAGCUUAACCAGCCAGCCAGCUCUUACCUGAAAGCCACACAUCCAGACCUCAUCAAGCAGAUCAUAAAGAGGCACUCCAACCACCUGCAGUACGUCAGCUUCAAGGUGGACAGUAGCACAGAGUCUGCAGAGGCAGCUUGUGACAUUCUUUCACAGUUGGUGAAUUGCUCACUGAAGACCUUGGGGCUCAUCUCUACAGCCAGGCCCAGUUUCAUGGAGGUUCCAAAGUCUCAUUUCAUCUCAGCUCUGACUGUGGUGUUUGUCAACUCGAAGUCGCUGUCUUCGCUGAAGAUUGACGACACGCCAGUGGAUGACCCGUCUCUGAAGGUGCUGGUGGCCAACAACAGUGACACCCUGAAACUGCUGAAGAUGAGCAGCUGCCCUCACGUCUCUCCAGCAGGAAUCCUGUGUGUGGCAGACCAGUGUCACGGGCUGAGAGAGCUAGCACUGAACUACCACCUCUUGAGUGAUGAACUCCUUCUGGCCCUCUCCUCUGAGAAACACGUCCACCUGGAACACUUGCGCAUCGAUGUGGUGAGCGAGAACCCUGGCCAGCACUUCCACACCAUCAAAAAGAGCAGCUGGGACGCCAUGGUGCGGCACUCACCCAAAUUCAACCUCGUCAUGUACUUCUUCCUCUAUGAGGACGAGUUCGGCCCUUUCUUUAACGAGGAGAUCCCCGUCACACACCUCUACUUUGGCCGCUCUGUCAGCAAGGAGGUCUUGGGCCGUGUUGGCCUCCACUGCCCCCGUCUGGUGGAGCUGGUGGUGUGCGCCAACGGCCUGCGACCUCUGGACGAGGAGCUGAUCCGCAUUGCAAAGCACUGCACUCAGCUGUCAGCCAUCGGCCUGGGCGAGUGCGAAGUUUCCUGCAGUGCGUUUGUGGAGUUUGUCAAGAUGUGUGGCCGGAGGCUGUCCCAGCUGUCCAUCAUGGAGGAGGUGCUGAUUCCUGAUCACAAAUACUCCCUGGAUGAGAUUCACUGGGAGGUUUCGAAGCACCUAGGCCGGGUCUGGUUCCCAGACAUGAUGCCGACCUGGUAAAGUAAAGCCACGGAGGAGUUCAGCUCAUCAGGUAUGUGGUGUAGAACAGUCAUGGCCUCCGUUUUUUGCACUGAAAAAACCUUUAAAUGCUCAGCUGUAGUGGAAUGUUUGGUGCCAACAUGGAGAGCAUAAACCCCUGUAUGGAUGGAGUGCAGGACAGGGGUAUAAAGUGGCGCCCGACCACUACACAAUGUUAUCAUGUAGUGCAAACACCACAAAAAUCUCUGCCUGAUAGCUUCAGCAUGGACGGUGGAAUCCUGCUUUAUCUAAUGAGACAGAACUCAUCAGACUGGCUUCUUCACAUCAGUGCACAGACCAGUGCAGGUGGGAAUAUUUGACUAAAACAAAGCAAUGUUUUUAUUACUGCAAACUGAGUUAUACGGACAUUGUAGCUUGGUUAUGAUAAUCUAUAUUAUGAGAGAUGUAAGUGUGUUUGUGUGUAUGCGUGCAUAUCUGCGUGCAUGGGUGUGUGUGUUUUAUUGUUUUGUUUUUUUAACAUUGUGGAGUAAUUUGGGACAAUUAGGUGCACAAUUGCAUGUUGUUACGCUACCACUUGGCCUACUCAAAUCCAGUCUGAGAUAGCUCUGUAACACAGUAGGGCAUUGGAAGUUUCCGAAUUCCUGCAAUGUUAUGUGCAUUUAGGAUGUUGUUGUUUGGCAGUGUAGUUGAGAGUGGCUGGGUCCAUCAGCUCAUUUUAAACUAAUUUAAACACAAAGAGCAGCAGUUGUGUGACAUCUCGCUUUUCUUUCUCACCUGAACUCAAGUCCCGCAUCAGAGAAGAAAACACAAUUGUUGAAAGUAGUUGGCCAGGAGAGAAACAGAAAUGUGUGUGUGUAUAUAGGUUUCUAUGUUUGUGAUGUGAAGGUGUACAAUAUUGAUCGAUGUCAUGGAUUUUUAUUUUCUCCAAGUUAUGUAGAUAUUUCGUUCCUGCAUCGUGCAUCAAUUGGCUUGACAAAUUAAUUUUUAUUAGUUUUAUUAAGAAGGUUUCUGUACAGUCAUAGAUUUCCUAAGCACUUUAAAUGAAUACCAAAUAAUCGAGACAAACCAAGUCCUUAUAUCAUAAUGAACGCAAGGAAAUGAGCUUUAUAAUGCUCCACUUUGUCUUAGUUGGACCCAGAUUUUAAUGCCGACUAUUUACACUGUUCUGGGCUUGUAAUGAGUCAGAUACCAAGAACAGUAUGUUGAAGUGAUGAAUCUGUAAGUACUCAUAUUUAAAAAAACAAAAACAAAAAAACAAUCAGAAAUGAUUCUAUGUAAAUAUAGCACAAUAACAGUGCACAGACAUGUCUGAAAUUGGAGGUAGAUAUUGGUAAAGUCUGCAUCUUUCUUUGUAGUCAUUCAACAAUAGACUAGUCCCUGCAGCUAUUAGCUAACCUAUGCACGCUGAGAAGGCAAAACUAGCCCUUUGUGUCUCUCAGGUGCAUUAAAUGAAUAUAUUUCUUAUAUAGGUUUCAUUUGUAUCUUCUGCUAUUUGCCUGUUCAAGCUCCAAACCUGUUGUGAAUAUCUGCCCUCCUGUUAGCCCGUGUUUGCUCUGUAUCAUGUUAUCACAUCAUACGUACAGCAGAGGAUGCAGUGUUCACCUUUUCAUUACCAACACCGUCUUUGCAGAUUGCAGUAGCGCUCCUGUCCCAGACAUCCAUUCAUUUCAGUCAAAAGAGAUUUGGCAAGUCAGAUGAGUGAAACAGACUUUUUUUUUCCUUUAAGAAGGAAGUCAAAUGCAUCUGUAUAUAAAACGCUGUGUGUUUGAUUAUUAUGAAUAGAAAUGUAAUUAUUUCUUUAUUUCACCCUCUGUCAGGGUUUGAAGUUUCCUUAACGGCUCGUGUCUUUUAUAAAACCAGAGUGCGAGUUAUCCUUUACUAGAUGGAUCUUUUUCAUACUGUAGUCACUAGAGAAGAUAAGCUGUGUAAUUUAUUGAUAUGGAUAGUGCUUUUGUAAUGAAUUUGUGUUCAGUUAUACAAAAAAAAAGCAAUCCUUAUAACCAGCAAGCAGACCAGCAGCAAGAGUGGUUUUAGUGGUUGAGACCCACCUUGGUUUUGUUGCAUGCAGGUGGUUCAGAAGUUUUGAGUCCACUACUUUACAAGUUUAAUCAUUUAUCAACACAGAGAAAGAUUUUAACAAGGAAGCAUCACACUCCAUUUAGUGAAUUUAACCCUGCACUCUUUGUGCGGAGGAAGGCCAUCAUUUUUGUCUUAAACUGUGUUAAAAAAUAUUUAUUUUCCAGCUUCAGGAAAAAUGUUAAAACGUGAAACAUCUAAAGACAUUUAACUGGGAUCUGCUUAAAAAGAGCUGGAGUAAUAGAUUGUAAAAAUCUGUAGAAACGGGUAGAAAGCACUUCAGACAUUGAGAAAUUGCUCGCAAAAUUUUCAACAGUAAAUGUUAUUAAAAGCUACAUAAGCGAGUUUAAAGAGAGCUCAUUUGUCAAAAAUGUAUUUUUAUAAAAAGCUGUUGGUAGUGGAGAAACUUUUGGAUGUCACUGUAUAUCAUUAGACUGUGUAAAACCCCAGAUUUUGAUUUAUUUUUCUGCCAGACUUCAUUCCUUUUAUCCAUCAUUGUCAUGUAGACAUUUCAUGUAGCCAAAUGGUAACGUAAACUAAAACUGAGGCAACUUCAUUGCAGGAAGUGCAGAUGAUUCUUCAUAGUAUUUGAUUGAACUGACGUAGUCUAUUGAUAGUAUUGGUCUCUGAUCACUGAAGUAGACACUUGUGCUGAUUGUCUGUGCUCAAGUACAUUAGCAUCUCAGCGGUACAGUAACAUAUCUUGAUUAUUUUUCAUUAUUUGUGCAGUGCAUUAAACAGUGGCUGUGACAGCAGCUCUAAAGUGAAACCUGUGUUUCGAUACUCUACUGGUUUCAAACCAUUUUCCUGUUGUCUUGAAUGGCUUUUAAUGGAAAUUUCAGCCGGAUGAGUUAAACUUGUUUCACAUAAAUUAAGAAGGACAAUUUAUUUAUCUUUCUUCAUAAAUACGCCUCUUGUCAGUCAGUAAUUGUUAUUUUAACCUCAUUGGUUCACAGAGUCCUCCAGUAAGUUUUACUUGGAGUAAACUGAUGUUGACAAUGCUGUCCUUUAGUUUUGCUUCUGUAUGGCAAAUGCUUUGUCUACUUUGCUUUACUGGUCACCUGUCUUGAAAUUAAACUUGUUUUGGAUAUGUGAUCUUAUACCAGUAAUAAAAAAUUGUGAAUGUA
This is a messenger RNA of Toxotes jaculatrix (banded archerfish), 4768 nucleotides long. It is a transcript of the gene fbxl3a, whose product is annotated as F-box and leucine-rich repeat protein 3a. Gene Ontology annotation, molecular function: protein binding. Gene Ontology annotation, biological process: regulation of cell cycle; SCF-dependent proteasomal ubiquitin-dependent protein catabolic process; G2/M transition of mitotic cell cycle. The transcript has 5 exons. Lineage: Eukaryota; Metazoa; Chordata; Actinopteri; Toxotidae. The coding region runs from base 270 to 1586 and encodes 438 amino acids. The record is from RefSeq and is a predicted model, not a curated record. Gene Ontology annotation, cellular component: SCF ubiquitin ligase complex; nucleus; cytosol.